Messenger RNA from Periconia digitata, 3222 nucleotides. The record is from the annotation of a GenBank genome assembly. NCBI's taxonomy places the organism in Eukaryota, Fungi, Ascomycota, Dothideomycetes, Pleosporales, Periconiaceae.
UAUGUUGUGGGAAAUGCACUGGAGCCCAUUCUCGACUCGCAGCGUCAACUAGUCCUUCUCGAAGUCUUGCUCUACAAUCUUCUUCCGCUCUUUGUCCUUUCGAGAUCUUGUGCACCGGAGUAAAAGUUUCAAUUGUUCCUGUGCAGGGUUCACAGCUCUGAGCUCCGGCCAUUGCCUUAUUUGAAGCGGUUCUAUCGCACAAUUGCUGGCACGAAGGGUUCCUGCAACCAGCGAUCCACGCGGGAGUUGGGCCGUUGCGAUUAAGUGGUCCUCUGCACGGACUGCACUUAGAAUCUAGUUUCAGGCGGUCCGAAUAGUGUCCCCGCAUGUCAAGGUAUUGAGCAGUGCUGUUGUAAUCUUCGGGAUUGAUUCGUUCACCACCGGCUAGGUCAUUGUCCGGACUUUGAAGGGAACCCUCUUGGCUAUCAUCUCUCCAGCCAGCCAGCUGCUUUCGCAUCGUCAAAGUGAGUUAGUUUUCACAGACUUUCCUAUAACGUCUGCUAGCUCCGAGGACUGUGAUUCACUAUGAAUCAUAAUGGGACACUUGUUGGAGUGGGACAGUUCAUCCGAAGAAGCGCCGGGGCGGGGUCAUGACAAUUGAUCUCUACAUAGGGAAAUGAAAACCCUGCGUGGGCCAACCGGAGUUGGAAGGAUACUAUAUAAUUGAUACCCGAAAUGGAGUGAUCCGUCCAUUGGAUCACUGUGACUCACUACGAUUCCCAUGUUUCAGUCUGUCACUUAUGCCUCGGACUGUAGAAAAUCAUCUUCCCUCUUCUCGAACGCUUUACUUCCCGUGACGCAAAUGAAAAGGCAUUCUUGCUAUUAAACCCCCUUAUUGGCAGAGUGGAGUGCGCGCGCAGUAUACCAUGAACAGUUCAGGGGGACUUGGGUGUGUAUGUGGACGAGAGUUGAAGAGUUUGGCUGGUUUAACGAUGCAUAUGGGGAGAUGCGUAAGGGCUAGGCAGCACAGGAUUCGCACGAGGCGGGAUUGCCAGGAGGCAGUGAGGCGGUUGCGAGCAGGCGAAAACACGAUGCGAGAACCACGCUGGACCCCUGAGGCUGGAUUCCGGGACCGCGAUAGAGCUCCUACCAGCGAUAGUUCCAGUGAAAGCACCGAUGACGAGGACCAGAACGAAUGGGGGUUUGCCGUGCCCGUCGCUAGUGCGUUGGAUGAGGAAGAACCUCAGCACCCAUUGGAACCUGCCAGCAGGUACAGCAACGGGGGAACUGAGCGCGGCUCGUCGCGUGGGAGCACAACUAUUGUGACGAGACGCGUCACGUUCGAGCAGGUAACGGGUCGCAAAGCGGGUACAGCGAUACCCGGGCCAGCAUCUGGGAGGGAAACUCGAAGUGACAACAUGUACUACCCAUUCGUCGACGAGGCCAACUACGCGUUUGCAAAAUGGAUGUAUGACGCUCGCAUCCCGAAGGGUGCUGUUGAUCGCUUCUUCGAUGACGAACGGCUGGAAGGAUUCAUCCCCAGUCUACAAUUUGGAAGCGCGGACGAAUGGCAUCAAUUGCUGGAUGCAGUGGAAGGGGGCGUCAGUGGCAACACCUGGGAAGAGUCUCUAGUUUAUAUACCGGCAGCCAGCACUGGUGGGGGGCGAACAGCAGACGCGUUUGCGGGUUCCUUGCUCAAGCAGGACGUGCUCGAGGUUGUGAAGUUUAUGCUUCGAUUCGAGCCCUUCUCUGCCUACAUGUCGUACGCGCCGACGCGCAGCAUGCGCAUGACAACGAACAGCGAUGGCAGACAGCACGAGGUCCGCAUGUACACUGGAUUGCACGACUGUGACUGGUGGUGGGAUACGCAACUGAAACUGCCAGAAGGAUCCACGGUGGUGCCGGUUAUGAUCGGGGUGGACGAGACACAGCUCACUCAACACCGAGGGGACCAGACAGCAUGGCCAGUGUACGUCUCCAUUGGCAAUCUGGAUGCCAGGGUUCGACGAUCUCGAAAGGCGCCGGGUAACAUGCUGGUGGCUAUGUUGCCCGUGAUUAAGCACCACGACAAAGACCUGAAAGCCAGUAUAUACCACCAAGCGAUGGGAAAAGUGCUUGAGCAUGGGAACAGCAGGAUGUGCUACCCCAUCGUAUGUGGUAUCAUGGCCGACUACAAGGAACAAGUUCUUCUCACAGGGGUAAAGAACAACCAACACUGCACAGUGUGUAAGAUAGCUCCUAAGAUGCGGGAUACCAUGGUGUUCCCGGAUAGGCCAGAUAAGUCUUCAUCUGAAUAUGCCGGGCAUCGCACACACAACGACACGAUAUCUAAGAUAAGGCGUAUCAGAGAACAGAGGGUACGAUCUUCGGACCCAGAGUAUGUUCACCAGAUUGAGAAUUUUGCGUGGAGGUUUCCUCACGUGAACGUGCACACAGCGCUUAUGCCUGACCUGCUACAUCAACUACACACAGGCGUUAUGGGCGACUCUGUUAAGUGGCUUUCAGCGCUGCUGGACGACAUGUAUGGGAGGUCGCAGGCGGAUUAUAAUAGCUCAGGGGUCAGUCGAUUAGACAAAAGGUACAGAGAGGUGCCGCACUACCCACGGCUGAUAAGGUUUAACAAGAUCCCUGUCAGUAAGAUCUCCCAGUGGACUGGGAAUGAGCGGAAGGCGCUGGCGAGGCAGAUCUUAGCAAUCUUUGCGCCUUUGCUGUCAAGCAAACCAAACGUGGUCCGGUAUUUGCGGGCGAUGUGCGACUUUGUGAUGAUUGCACAUUAUCAUAGCCAGGACGAAGAAACAUUAGCGUACCUGCUGAACGCUCUCGAGCGAAUUGACACGUACAAGUGGGAGCUCAUCAAUCAGCGACGCGGACCUCAAUCGCGACACUUCAGGAUCCCAAAAUUCCACGCGAUUACCCACUACAUAUGGAUGAUACGGCAGUAUGGGCCGCUACCGAACUGUGACCCGGCCACCUAUACAGAGGCUCCCCACAGUUACCUUGUAAAAGCAUGGUUUAAGCUCACAAAUCACAGGAGAACGUUGCAGCAGAUUGCCGUACUCAACGCCCAAUAGGUAAAUAUACAAGUUUGCGAAUCGAUGCGCAUGUACAAGGACAGGAUUCCUCUUAUUAAAACCCAAAGUGCAGACGGCUUUCGCAGCUUAACGCUGGCGAAGCCAGCGCUUCUUGAAAGGUUUGGAAUAGGGGUUGGGGACUGUGAACACGUGCGUGCACGCGGGCUCCGCAAGGACACAUGGACAACGGUCCGCAACCUUCUGCUACACC